Messenger RNA from Truncatella angustata, 459 nucleotides. RefSeq lists its product as uncharacterized. Bases 1 to 459 code for a protein of 152 amino acids. The transcript has a single exon. The record is from RefSeq and is a predicted model, not a curated record. Lineage: Eukaryota; Fungi; Ascomycota; Sordariomycetes; Amphisphaeriales; Sporocadaceae.
AUGCCCGCUUUCCUACUCAUCGCUAAGCGCGCAGCAGAUCCUAUCUAUAACGGCCUGGCCGCAAGGGACUACGCCAGUUCUGUGAGCAACUACAACAAUGCCCGCGGAGUAAUAAGUGGCGGCAUCAUCGCUGUCAUAGUUAUUGCGAUAGUCUUUGUUCUCGCAGUUUUCAUUGGCGGAUGUUGUAUUUACAGCCGCAAGCAGGACCGGCGAAGACAACGUCAGGCGGAACUGAACAAAUGGCAUAAAGACCAUCCUAAUUCAAACACAUACGAAUACAGCAAUACGAGCUCGGCCCCACCGCCACCGGUCGACUAUGCUUACGGAGCUGGAGUGACGAACACUACAGAUGUCAAAGAGCCCGGUGCUGCGUAUACUGCCGCACAUCACGGAGCCGUUCACCACGGUAGCGGCUUUUCCUCGGCCGUUGGUGGAAACAGCGGAGGUGGAACUAGCUAA